Molecule: messenger RNA, 1491 nt
Organism: Esox lucius (northern pike)
Lineage: Eukaryota; Metazoa; Chordata; Actinopteri; Esociformes; Esocidae
Exons: 6
Coding region: 73-1152 (359 amino acids)
Source: RefSeq, a predicted model, not a curated record
UUUAUCAAGCCAGUUCUUCAGCAAACCACACGCUUUUCAGUUGUGCCCCAGAGGACACAGUUGUGCUCAAGUAUGGCCCACUGUGCAGCAAGCCAAAUGACCCCAUCUGAGGAAAACUGUCCUAUCUGUUUCAGCACACUGCAAGAUCCACAUCAACCUUCUGGCUGUUCUCAUGUCUGCUGCCGAACCUGUCUGAUACAGUCUUUGACUCACCUACCCCACUGCCCCGUGUGCAGAGCUAAGACAGAGGUUGGUGACAUCGUGCCAGCAGGUGACGCCACCAGGCUGGGUCAGCCUCGCCGUGGCCUGUCAGGGUUCUCCAUGCCGGCAGCUGGAUCCGUGAACAGUGGUGUACAGGACCAGAUCAGGAUGCUGCAAUUGGCGACAGGAAGGAGCAUGGCCAAUCAGAGUCCAUCCAUCGCUACAGCCCCUCCCCUUCGCAUGCCAAGAUUCCUCCCCAGACAUUCCCUCUUCGCCACUCCAGAGGACUCCAGAGACUUCUAUAUGUCUAUGAGCUGUACCUCUUCACCAACGCCAACCACCAACACUGCCAAUCCUUUCACCCCUGCUGACAAUACCUACAUGACUAUGGCUCGAAUAUCUGCCCCCACUGCCCCAGCACCCAUACCUGCUCCGCGCACCUUUCGCUUCCAACCUUGGCACCGCCUCCGGACAGGCUCUGCCCCAGGAUCGCAGCUCUGGGACAUUGGUCAGCACACACCCUUCCCGUCUCAAAGACACACUUCUUUGGCCUCCAGGGCAUCUCCGUCGGUGCUAGCUGCUUCACAGGCUAUGGCUGCGCUGGAGAGUUUUGACGAUGACAUACCUUUCUCCUUCACUGAUGAUGAUGCUCUGGUGAGGACGUUUGUCUGUCCAUUCUGUCUGCACAGUGAUCUAGAUGAGAUGGAGCUGCUGGAUCACUGCAAUGAUAACCAUUACUAUGACAAGAGACCCAUGGUGUGCCCUAUCUGUGUUUCUUUGCCUUAUGGAGACCCAAACCAAAUCAGCAAGAACUUUAUCAGACAUCUGAACCUAAGGCACUGCUACAAUAUCGUGGACUACACGAAUCUCCAUCAAACCGACACAUCGAACCUGCAAGUUGCCAUUUUUGAGUCACUCCAGGAUGUGAACAGGAAUACAGCUGAUUAUUAAUAAUCUAGAUACAACAUACUCAUCAUCAUUUCUAUACUAAGGAAAGAUCAUGUGCAAUAUUUUGGUUCUAAAGGUGCUCACCUAAGCAUUUAUGAACAUUGUAAUGAAAUGUAACAUAGAUUUUUCUUUCUUUUAAAUCUGUUAAAGGGUUCCUGCUACUAGCAUCUCUCAAACAUUUGCAGAUAACUAGACACUCAAUCCAGGACAAUGCAAUGUAAUGUAUACUGCACAUUUUCCAUGAAUCAAUCAUCAAAUGUAUCAGUUAUAAUACGGAAUAUAUUUGUAUAAAUUUUGAUGUUUGAUGUUCACUCAAAUAAAGAAUGUAUUUUGUAAUGUAAA